Molecule: messenger RNA, 2499 nt
Organism: Funneliformis geosporum
Lineage: Eukaryota; Fungi; Glomeromycota; Glomeromycetes; Glomerales; Glomeraceae
Source: the annotation of a GenBank genome assembly
AUGACUGACGUCCCACCUACUCCAACAAAUAAAGGCGGCUGGAAAGAUUUUGUUGCCGGCAAUUUUGCCGGUAUGUCACAAGUCAUUGUUGGACAGCCUUUAGAUACAAUUAAGGUUCGACUUCAAUUAGAAUCUACAAGAUUCAAGGGUCCUAUGGAUUGUUUCAUGCAAACCGUAAAAAAUGAAGGCUUUUUUGCCUUAUAUAAAGGAAUGGCUGCUCCACUAGUUGGCAUAGGUGCCGUGAACGCUUUACUAUUCGCAGCUUAUUCACGACUAAAAUCUAUCCAGGCCACGUCUCUUAACGAACAAUUAGCUCUCCAUAAGAUAGCACUCGCUGGCGCAGGUGCAGGAUUAAUUAACAGCGUACUUUCGUCACCUGUGGAAUUACUCAAAAUUAAAAUGCAAGCGCAGUAUGGAAGUUCUAAGGCGAAAAUUGGAACCGGUGAACUUAUUUAUAAAGGACCUAUUGAUUGUGCUAGACAUUUGAUAAGUGAAUUUGGUAUUCGUAACGGAUUGUUUCGCGGGUUUUGGGCAACCGUUGCACGUGAAAUACCUGCAUAUGCAGGGUUUUAUUCCGGAUUUGAAUAUUUCAAAAGAAAGUUAACUCCAGAAGGAAGUAAUCCUGAUAUCUUACCUCCAAGUAAAUUAAUGCUUGCUGGUUCUUUUGGAGGAUUCUCUUAUUGGUUAUGUUGUUAUCCACUUGAUGUUGUAAAAUCUAAAGUGCAAAAUAUGAAAAACCCACCCAAAGGGGUUUUUUAUGUUUUUACAACCAUAAGUUCAAUAUAUAAAACCGAGGGCGCAAGAGCAUUUACUCGAGGUAUUACUCCAACAAUAAAAGAAAACCUUAACCUUAUACGAGAAGAACUUCGAAAAUUCGGUAACGGCUCGAUAGAAUUCAAUUCCUCUUUUUCACCUGGAAUUGGUUUGAUAAUACUUCACAAUUCUGAACGACAUAAUGCCUUAAGUGGUAAAAUGAUGGCCGAAUUGGCUGAUAUAGUUGAUAAAUUAGAACUUAUAACACUAGAUAAAACAAAUUCAAAACAAGAAACUGAAUUAAUAGCAUUAAUAUUAUCUGGAGACGGAAAUACUUUUUGUUCCGGUUUAGAUUUAAGUGUAGCGAAAAACCAUAUUCUGACUAAAGAAAAUGGUAAAAAAAUGAGUUCGCUUAUGCAAGAUACGCUCUUACGUUUUAGUCGACUUCCCUUAAUUUCGAUCGCCGCAAUCGAAGGUCAUGCAUUAGGAGGAGGAGCGGAAUUAACAACAGCAUGUGAUCAUCGUUGUAUCUCAGUCGCCGCUAAAAUCCGAUUUGUACAAGUGAAGAUGGGUAUUACAACAGGGUGGGGUGGCGGUGGAAGAUUAAUCAAUAUAAUUGGUAAAACGAAAUCUUUAAGAAUCUUGGGAGCAAGCGAGGUGUUAACUGGACAACAAGCAUAUGAUAUAGGUUAUGCAGAUAUAAUUGCAGAAAAUGAAACAAUGAACCUUUACACACUUCGAUUUCGAGUUAUUCGUCGCUCCGGGAUCUCGCAAUGUUUAGCAAGAUCACAACAAAUUAGAUCAUUAUCUAACACUUUAGAACGUAAAGAAGAAAACGUUGAUACAAAAGAAAUCAUUAAUGACUGGAAAGCAAAAGUAACAAAUGACGUUGACAAUUCUGUUGACACUAUCACUGCUACACCUCUUCAACUUUUAACAAUUUCUCUGAGAAGAAAAUAUAUAAUAGAUGAUCUUCUUGCUACACAAAUUCCUCCGAAGGGAACUCGAAUCCCUCAAAAUUACCAUUUAGCAUAUUUCCCUCCUAAAGUUUACGAAAGUGAGUUAGAAAAUGACGGAACGGAAUCUAGAUAUGCACCACCUCCACCAUUCUCAAGGAGAAUGUGGGCGGGUGGAGAAUUAUCUUUUAGUGCGAAUAAUCCAUUACGUGUUGGGCAACAAGUUUCAAUGAAUACAAAAUGUCGUGAAGUCAAUGUCAAGUCAAAUCCUAAGGGAGAGAACAUCUUUUUAUGGCUAGAUAGAGAUAUUAGUAAUGAAUUAGGAUGGAGCAUGAGGGAAACCAGAUGCAUAGUGUAUAUGAAAACCGAGGAAAAGAAACCGGAACAAAGAAUAAUUAAAUUAAAUAAGGUUCCGGAUUUUGAACAAACCAUAUUCCCAACUUCACUUUUACUAUUUCGAUUUUCGGCUUUGACGUUCAAUAGUCACCGUAUACAUUAUGAUCACUCUUAUGUAACUCAAACGGAGAAAUAUUCUGGAUGUUUGGUCCACGGGCCUCUUACGCUUACGCUUCUCGUUGAUUUAAUGAGAGAUAAUCUUCCAAAUAAAACAUCGUUCAUUAAAACUUUUACCCAUCGAGCUGUUAGUCCUUUAUUUGUAGAUGAAGAAUUUAAAGUGUGUGGAAAGAGAAGCGAAUCAGAUGAUCCGAAUAAUAAUUCUUAUGAAUUAUGGGCAGAGAACAAACAUGGCGGAGUUGCCAUGAAGGCCACUGCAAUUCUUGACAAUAUUUAA